UUGACAUUUAGCUCUUGCCUCCUCCAGACAACCUUGUUUUUUUUUUUUUAAACCAUCAACACUAGAAUACAUACAUCAAUUGUUUUUAAUUCCAUUUUAAACUAUAAAUAAAUUCAGAUUGAACUCAAUCUAAAGAAUCAAUUAAAACUCCAUUCAAGUUCCCUGCCAUUGAUCUAAAUAAAAAGCUGAAUUUAAACAUUUAUCUCGCUGGAACAUGACAACCUAUGUGACAGAUGGGGAAGGAAAAUUUAUUCCUGCUACUCAGAGGCCAGAUGGCACAUGGCGCAAAGCGAGGCGCGUCAAAGAAGGUUACGUUCCCCAAGAAGAGGUGCCGCUCUAUGAGAGCAAAGGCAAGCAGUUUGCCAAUCGAAAGUCUGACCGUCCUGUUGGAAUGCCCGCUCCAGCUCCAGUGCCCAGUAAGAAGGAAAAAGCGAAGAAGAAGAAAGCCGGGCUUCCUCCGGGCGUGAUUGUUUUGCCAAAGAACUCUGCCAAUGCCAAUUCGGCACCAAAUCCCAAGGAAAAUAAGAAAUCAUCCGCAUCUGUAAGUACAAAUUCAGCACCAACAGCGGUGGGAACAGUUCCUUCAGUUGACACACCCGCCUCUGCGACAGUCGAGUCCAUCACCAAAGAUCUCAACAACGUUGAACUGGACGACCUGCAGCUGGAACUCAGCAAAAAAAUCAAGAAACUAAAGAAAAAAAUCCGUGAAAUCGAAGCCAUCGAAGCCAAAUUGAAGGCAGGCGAACUUAAAAAGCCCGAAAAGGACCAAAUGGACAAGGUCAAAAGAAAAAAACAGUACCUCAAGGAGCUGGAGGAGUUGGGUGAGCAACCCGGUGCGACAGAGUAAACUGUCAAUCUGUUGCCGAAAAUCCCUGCUCACCAGCAAUCAUUCACUCAAUGCACGGUUCUGCGUCUCUAACCAACAAUUGUCCAUGCCAUACCAAGGUUGGAUCUUCAUACCACCUUACAGUUGAGCCUGUUUUUUCUUCGAAUUCUGCAUCUUUUUAUAUUUGUUGUACAUGUAAAUUAGUUCCAUUAUUUUUUUUCUAAACACAAGGAUUGAUUGAUCUCUCCUCUUGAAUCGCAGCUAUACAAACAUAGCUGUAAACCAGUCAAUUUUAAAAAUUUGUUGUUUUCAUUUCUUGCCAAGUUUGUCAAGUCUUCCCAGAGAGUUGGUCACUAGCUGUGAUUGGUUGUAGUUUCUAAGAGCAAGACGACCAACGACGCGACGACGACGUGACAACGAAAAAAAUGUGCAUUUCACAUUUGUGGGUUACCGAAAACAACGCGUUGUAAAUUUUAAAACUUUUUAUUUUUUUUUAAAUUAGUUGCAUAAGUUUAAUAGUUGAACCAUUUUUUACUAUUCCAAGAUUAUUGUUUUAUUUUACAAAUAUAUACAUAUUUUUUUUAAAUAAAAGAAUAAUUAAACCUUAAGAAUAAUUAUAAAUAUACGAUCAAUGGUAGUGAUUCAAUCAAAGAUUAAAAAAGAUAAAAUAUUUUAAGUAAAAAACAUAAAAACAAACAAAAAUAAACAGAAAAUAAGAAAAAACAACAGAAGCGAUAUUUUUAUGUAGGGAGAAAUUUUGUAGAAUUUUAAGUAAAAACAAAGAAAAAAGAAACAUUAAAAAACAAAACAAAAGAAAUUAAUGUUAGUAAUAAAAAUAUUAAAUUGUGUGUAAUACUGUUCGUAAUUUAUGGAUUUUUUUAUAAUUAUGAUUUGCUUGUGUUGAUGGAUUUAUUUUCAAAUCAAUGAGGCACAUUUAAGGUAUGCUUACAAGGAAAUU
This is a messenger RNA of Eupeodes corollae, 1784 nucleotides long. It is a transcript of the gene Pym, whose product is annotated as partner of Y14 and mago. The transcript is spliced from 2 exons. Gene Ontology annotation, molecular function: RNA binding. The record is from RefSeq and is a predicted model, not a curated record. Lineage: Eukaryota; Metazoa; Arthropoda; Insecta; Diptera; Syrphidae. Bases 215 to 847 code for a protein of 210 amino acids. Gene Ontology annotation, cellular component: cytoplasm; exon-exon junction complex. Gene Ontology annotation, biological process: exon-exon junction complex disassembly.